AGCCACCACGUGACAAGCAGUGGUUUCGACUGGUCACCACGACAAAUGGUAUGACGAUGGCUGACUCGAAUUACGAAAGAGUAGACGUUUUUUUCAGGGGCAAUUUUCCAAGCAAGGCCGCUGCGUUCGCUAGAAAACGUCGAACAUUUUCAUUUUUGUUAUUCUGUGCAUACAGCAGCAAACGCACGAUGGUCUACGACAUUAAGUGGAUUAUACCAAAGUUAAAAAGUCCAACCAAGCUAUGGAAUUUUGCAAGUACCCUUACCUUUGCUGCAGUAGGAAUUGUUUCGAAAAUAAUAAUCAAUUGGCUCAAUAAGACGACAGUUUAUAACGGACACAUUCUCACAAAUGCGUUGGACAAGAGGCCACGGAAUGUCCCACUCAUAACAGUCUCCAAUCAUCAUAGCUGCUUUGAUGAUCCUGGCAUAUGGGCAACUCUGGAUUUUCGGCAUGUACUGAAAAGGCGGACAAUGAGAUGGUCACUGGCAGCACACGAUAUUUGUUUUACAAACUCGUGGCAUUCGUAUUUUUUUAUGUUAGGAAAGUGCAUACCGAUAGUCAGAGGCGAUGGAGUCUAUCAAGAAGCCAUAAAUUUUUGUAUAGAAAAAUUAGGCUGCGGUGACUGGAUCCAUGUUUUCCCAGAGGGAAAAGUAAAUAUGAUAAAGGAACACAUAAGGUUAAAAUGGGGAAUAGGAAGACUAAUACUUGAAUCACCUAUCACACCUAUUGUCGUGCCAAUUUAUCAUGUAGGAAUGGAUGAUGUAUUACCCAAUGAACCGCCUUACAUCAUUAAGUUUAAUAAAAAGGUUACCAUUAGUUACGGAGAGCCAAUAGACUUUAGUGAAUUAUUAGCGGAAUUACGGGCAUCUAAUGCUGAUGAAGUGCAAGCAAGGAAAGUCAUUACUGAUCGUAUUGAUGCUGAAAUUCUCAGAUUAAAAAUAAAAACCGAAGAAUUGCAUGUUAAACUUUGACGUUGCCAUAACUCAACCUAGUAUUCAAUUUUAAUCAAUUUCAUGUAAUUUAAAUAACAAGGUCGACAAUAUAAACAAGUCGUUUUUAUAAGUGCUCGGCAAUUUGAAAUUACAAUAGAAUAAAUUUAUUUAUUUAUUUUUUUUUUUUAAUGCGAACUUUAGUAUAACGAAAAAUUAUUCAAAAAUAUUUUUAAAAAACAUGAUAUAGCAUAAAUGAAAUUAAACGCGUCAUAAAAUUACAUGACAUACUUUUUAAUCAUGCGUAAGUCUUACUCAUUAACCUAUUUAGCUAUAGUAGUUAUAUUACAUUGACAUAUCAAUUAU
Messenger RNA from Microplitis mediator, 1295 nucleotides. It is a transcript of the gene Taz, whose product is annotated as tafazzin. The transcript has 5 exons. NCBI's taxonomy places the organism in Eukaryota, Metazoa, Arthropoda, Insecta, Hymenoptera, Braconidae. Gene Ontology annotation, biological process: inner mitochondrial membrane organization; cardiolipin acyl-chain remodeling. Gene Ontology annotation, molecular function: 1-acylglycerophosphocholine O-acyltransferase activity. The record is from RefSeq and is a predicted model, not a curated record. Gene Ontology annotation, cellular component: mitochondrial membrane. Bases 51 to 971 code for a protein of 306 amino acids.